Messenger RNA from Prosopis cineraria, 630 nucleotides. RefSeq lists its product as uncharacterized. The record is from RefSeq and is a predicted model, not a curated record. The transcript has 3 exons. The coding region runs from base 1 to 531 and encodes 176 amino acids. Lineage: Eukaryota; Viridiplantae; Streptophyta; Magnoliopsida; Fabales; Fabaceae.
AUGAUAGGACCGCUAACACUAAUUAGGAUUGGACAACCACCUAUGAUUAGGAUUAGAUGGUUAGAUCCUACCUUGACAGAUGACAAGGACAAUGACUUCAACCAAGACUGGACUGGCAACCUUGAUGAACAGGUUCGGAAGCAACUCUCGGCCGGCGCCACUUCCCAUUCUCCGCUCUGCAGGAUGAGUUCUUCAAACAAUUCCAAGGGAAAAAAGUGCAUCGGAAAUUAUAUAGGUUAUGGAACUACGUAUGUUUCUGAUAAUAACAAAAAUAAGAAUAAUGGAAAUGGAAAUAAUGCAUCAAAAUGCAUUGGAGAUUACAUGGGUUAUGAAAGCACGUAUGCUUCCAAAGACAAUGAUAAUGGUAAUAAUGCAUCAAAGGGGAAAAGCUGCAUAGGAGAUUAUAUGGGUUAUGGAAGCACACAUGUCUCUGAUGAUAAUGGAAACAAUCCAUCAAAGGGAAGCAGCAAGAAGCCGAUCAUAGGCGACCUGAUAGGCUACGGCAAGAAGUCACCUCCCACCAACAACUAAAAAGCCUUCACAUCAUAUCAUCACUCCAUUGUCAGUCGUCUUGUGUUUGUUUCUUGUCUCCUUUGUUAUAUGUAUCCUUUAAAUAAAGCCAUUAUGUGA